UUUUGGUGUACAGUAGCGUAAAGUUGUGUCUAGUGUAGGUUGAGGGAGCUUGUUCCUCCAGCGGACCUUCAGCAUGACAGAAUCCUUGGAUGAAGAACAGGUUACAAUGCUGAGGCGCGCAUUCUCCAUGUUCGACUCAAGUAAAGCUGGAAAGAUUGAGAAUGAAAAGGUCCGCACAAUCCUCAACACUCUGGGCCUCGCCAUUAACGACUUGGAGCUGGAGGCGCUGUUGGAAGAGGAGGAUAAAGAAGAAAUCGGAAAGUUGAAUUUUGAUUCAUUCUGCCGCGUGGCGAUGCAUUUCUUGGAUGAUGAGGACAACGAGGUCAUGCAGAAGGAACUGAAAGAAGCAUUUCGGCUCUACGACAAAGACGGCAAUGGAUACAUCCCAACAUCCAGCUUAAGGGAAAUUCUGAUGGCCCUUGAUGAUCAGCUGACACCAGACCAACUGGAUGAGAUGAUUGGCGAAAUCGACACUGAUGGCUCAGGAACAGUUGAUUUUGAAGAGUUUAUGGAGAUGAUGACUGGAGAUUAGAGGAAACAAACAAGUCAUCCAAAAAAGGAGAACCAACCACUCUGCUGUCAUGCAAGACACCGCAUCCUGACAGUUGCAUGAGAAUUGUGUCUUCAGUCUGUCAACUUUGUGUUUCUACGCUAUAAAAUACGAGUAUUUGAUUAUGAAGGAAACAUUAAUAAAAAUCAUAUUUAUCUUUAACAGGAACUGAAUACCCCCUUAUUAAUUCGAACCCAUUGAUCAAAUAUUGUUGUGAAUAUGGAGCUUCGUAAAUCAACUAAUAACCAAUCAAUACUAGUAUGAGAUAAAGGGAAGGUAAUUUAAUAAGCAACAUUUACAAUUUUUCAAGCAUAAUGAUUUAUUAUGUACAUUGAAACUCCCAUAGCAAUUCAAUCUGUUUAUUUUAAAACAUAACUUUUAUGUUUAUAACUACUUGGAAGAAAUGUAUUUUUGCGAACCUAACAAUGGUUCUGGUAUCCAAGAAAUUCCAGUUCGUUUUAUAUAAACCGAAAGUUCAUUGCUGUGUU
Molecule: messenger RNA, 1038 nt
Organism: Cryptotermes secundus
Lineage: Eukaryota; Metazoa; Arthropoda; Insecta; Blattodea; Kalotermitidae
Product: troponin C
Exons: 6
Coding region: 74-532 (152 amino acids)
Molecular function (GO): enzyme regulator activity; calcium ion binding
Source: RefSeq, a predicted model, not a curated record